UGUGCAUAUAUUUAGUUCAAAAUAUAUCUGAAAGAUGUUGAUCUAUGUUGAAAGCAAAGUAUUUCCUAAUAAAACAUUUGUGUUGCUGUUAAAUCAGUUUGAUACAAUAGCUCGGGCUCGUGCUCAAAUGCUCCAUAUUUUGUAUGAGUUAGGAAAGUCAAAUCAUCAAUUUCGAUUUCGUUUCAAUAAAGUAUACUUACGUGAUGCUUACACAUUUGAAGACUACAAAAUUUUGGAUAGUUCAGUUAUUAAAAUGGUUCCUAUGGCAAAAAUGAGACGAGAGAUUCUUACAGACACUAACAUUCAAGAUGAUCAUGAUGGAAACAUAAAAAAAAUUGAAAGAUUUAAAGAUGGUAUAAUAGAUGAAGUUCAACAAGCAUUACUUAAAGAAAUAACAAUAUUUAACAGAAGAGAAACACUGCUAUCUAUAUUUAGAAUUCUGCUAUGGAUUCAUUUACUUGCCGCUAUGUUAUCAUUAUCUACUGUAUAUGUUUAUUCAGCUAUAUGGACUGCUGUUAUUGUGUUUUAUGGCUUUAUAUUUUGUCCCAACUACACUCGCCUCGGUGGUUAUGUGGGCACAUCUAGUCUAAGCAAAGAAUACUUUUUUGCUACAUUCGGCAUUGGUCUGAUUCUUAAUUUGACUGCUUCUAUUACAAUGGGAACCUUUUUACUUUUGGAUGCAAUGAAACAUGGUUGUGCUGAGUUAAAAGGAGAUUGUGGUUAUGUAAAUAUUUGGUCAAUUGUGUUUUACUAUGGUCAUUCAAUAUUUUUAAUAAGCACAGUUAUACUUGUUCUUUUUCUGAACAUUAACUGUAAAGUUGAGGUGGGUGACAUCAUUGAAUAUUAUCUUGUUCAAAACAAAGAUGUCGCCAAAGUUUUGCUUGUUGCAAAGAUAGGAAGAAUGAAAGAGCGUCGAAAUGCUGCAUUUGAACUUGCUAGUCUUGCUGCAACUGGUGAUGAUGCAAAAGCAAAAAUUGUGGAAAAUGAAGGAUUGUAUGACAUUUCAAGUGCUGCUAAACGAGCUUCACCUCUAGCUGCACGAAUAAUUGCUGGCAUUUAUCUAGAGCUUUCUUUCUCUCCUAGUAUUAGAACUUCAUUAGCUGAAGAUGCUGCUUCAGCAUCAGCAUUGGAAACACUUUGUAAAUCUCAUGACGAUGAAACAAAAAGAUUAGCACUGCAAACGAUAGAGUUGUUGGUGAUUGAAAAUCAGGAAUUUAUAACAAGCAGGGCUCAACUUUUGGAUUAUCUAAUACAAAUUCCAACAUCUUCAUCUGAUGAUCAGCUAUGUUUGCUUGCUGGAAAGAUACUUUUAUAUUAUGCAGAAAUAAAAAAAACAUGUGCAAAGCUAGUUGCAUCCCCAGGUUUAAAAGAUUCUUUACUUCAAUUGGCAUGCAAUCCUGAUCCAGUUCUCCAGAAUGUAGUUGUAAAAAUUAUAUUGGCAAUAUUAGAAAAUAUUGAAGAUAGACAUGACGCCCUUUCAAUUGGCACAAUAGAAGUGCUUACGUACCUUCAUGAAACUUGUCUUGAUAGAGAGACCUGGGAAAUGGCAGAAAAAGCUAUCGAUAUUUUGCAUGGGUUAACUAUUCAAAAAAAAAUUUCUGAAGAUUCGAGAAAAGCAUCUAGUACAAAGUUUAGUUUUGUUCAAAGUUUUUAAUUUUUAUUAGUCAAUUUUAAAAAAUCAACAUCAGGCUUCUUAAUAAAAAAAUCAGCAUGAGGCUUCUUAAUAAACUAUUGACUGAAAGUGGAGGGUUUUAACUGUUUUUUAUUUAAAGUAAAAUUUUGGUUUUUAAAGAGAUAUUUGAUAUAAUAAUUAUUGAAGAGAUAUCUGAUAAAAUGAUUAUUGAGAAGGUAUUUGAUAUAAUUAUUUUUCAGAUAUUAUUAAGCAGAUAUCUGAUAUAUUAUUGAGUAGAUAACAGAUAUAGUAUAUAGGUGAUUUAUAAUAUAUAAAUUAUUUUUUAAAUUUUAUAAUUUCAACUAAGAUUAUUUCCUGCCAAAAAUAAUUACUUUAAAUUUUGAUUUUACAAUAAGAAGAGGCGCUUUUAUCAUUAGGCGACCGCUUAACGCGGAAUGAUUUUAUUGCAACAAACAGGAUUUUAUGGGAUUUUUCAAAGGCUUUUUAUAUUUUUAACAUUUUAUGUAUAACAGUUUUCAGAUCUUGUCAACAGCGGAAAAUAAAACGUCUUGGGAGAUAUUUAUUUAGUAUAACAUGUAAUAUAAUGUUUAUAAUAUAUGUACAUAAUUGAUUAGUAUUUAUAAAAAUGUAGUUAAAUGUACACUUUAUUUAAAUAAUCACUUUGGCAUGACAAAAAAAA
Messenger RNA from Hydra vulgaris (swiftwater hydra), 2312 nucleotides. The record is from RefSeq and is a predicted model, not a curated record. Lineage: Eukaryota; Metazoa; Cnidaria; Hydrozoa; Anthoathecata; Hydridae.